This is a messenger RNA of Adineta ricciae, 122 nucleotides long. The record is from the annotation of a GenBank genome assembly. Lineage: Eukaryota; Metazoa; Rotifera; Eurotatoria; Adinetida; Adinetidae.
AUGGCCGCGAGAGUUCUCUCGCUAGCUAUCUGCGGGCGACGGUUUGACCGGCAACCAUGUCAGCAACCAGAGCUGAAAAUUCAUACCGGCGUCGCCAGCGUAAGAUCUGCUCGGCCUUUGCC